AUGCUACUGGUGCGCGCCCCGCCGUCUCCGCCGCCGCUCUCGGCGGCGGCCAACUUCCCGGCGAACCUGGAGCAUCCCCUUCGCCUUCGCGGCAUGUCCUCUUCCCGUGCCGGCGUUGCUACGGCCGCUGCCGCGGCGAAGUCGGCGGCUUCCUCCCUGGGCGGGCAAAAGCGCAAGCAGGUGGCGAGCGUGUCGAACCCGCUGGUGAAGCACUGCGUCAAGCUCCGGCUCUCCGCCGCGUACCGCCGCUCCUGCCGCCGCCUCCUCCUCGUCGGCCUCGCGCCCAUCCUGGAGGUGUGUAGGUUUGAGCUCGACGCCAUCGAUUACUUGCUUCUCCUGGACGGCGUAGAGGUCCCGGAGGCGCUGCGCGAGUUCUCUGGUGAUGUCGUGUAUGUCAGCGCCGCGGUGAUGAAGAAGGUAUCCGGGAUGCAAUCGGUUGAUUCCACCGAGGCGAUUGCUGUCAUGCACAUGCCUAACCAUUUCCGUGACCUCGGGAGCCAUGAGGAUGGGAUUGCUCUUGAUGGGUUGUUCAGUUAUCCAAAGAGGAUUCUAGUCCUUGAUGGGAUUCAGGAUCCUGGUAACCUCGGAACACUGAUAAGAUCAGCUUGUGCUUUCAAAAUGCCAUAUUCUUUCCUUAAGGAUGGAGUAUUCCUUCUUCCGGCUUGUUGUGAUCCUUUCAAUGAAAAGGCUAUUCGUGCAGCCCGUGGAGCCUCUUUGCAGCUUCCUAUUGUCUCUGGUACCUGGCAUGACCUGCAUGCAUUGAUGACAAAGUAUGGUAUGAAGAUGAUGGCAGGCCAUCCAGAAAGUAGCAGUGAUGCAUCCCAAGAAAUCUACUCGUUGUCCAAAAAACUAGCUGAUUCACUGUUGAAUGAGUCUCUGUGCUUAGUGUUAGGAAGUGAGGGCAAUGGCCUCUCUGCAGAGACCCUCCAGGCAUGUGAGCUUGUAAACAUUCCAAUGGAAGGUACUUUUGAAUCUCUUAAUGUUUCAGUUGCAGGUGGUAUAUUUUUGUUCAUGUUACAACCCAAAGGUCAAAUAGACAGAAGAACUUCAACCCCUUAA
Molecule: messenger RNA, 1059 nt
Organism: Miscanthus lutarioriparius
Lineage: Eukaryota; Viridiplantae; Streptophyta; Magnoliopsida; Poales; Poaceae
Source: the annotation of a GenBank genome assembly